CACAACACAGACAGUGGAGCGGAGUUCCGUUUCAAGAUGGCGAACGUAACAGAGGUGUAUGGGAAUGACAGUUUCAUUUCAAAUGUGACAGAAUCGACUCCACCUCAGUCCAAUUCACCUUGGGACGAUGCUACAUGGAUUCUCACCAGUGCUUUUAUCAUAUUUACUAUGCAGUCUGGUUUUGGGUUGUUGGAGAGCGGAAUGGCGAGCAGGAAGAACGAAGUUAACAUCAUGUUGAAGAAUGUUGUGGACGUUGUGUUUGGUGGGAUCACCUACUGGUCCAUCGGGUACGGCUUGACGUUUGGUGAUGAUGCAGGGGCAAACGGUUUCACUGGUGUUGGUUACUUCUUUCUCAAUCCAGACGGAGAACAUAUUGGUACCAUAUACUCCAAAUUUGUGUUUCAAGCCUCCUUUGCGACAACAGCAACAACCAUCGUAUCAGGUGCGAUGGCUGAACGGACCAAACUUAUGGCGUACAUCGUGUUCUCUCUCUUCAACACGUUCGUGUACUCUUUUCCUGCACACUGGGUGUGGGCUGAUGAGGGCUGGUUGAAGAAGCUCUACGUGGUCGAUGUUGCUGGAGUAGGACCGGUCCACCUUGUUGGGGGAGUUACCGCCCUCAUUGCAGCGGUUAUGUUGAAACCCAGAAGAGGUCGAUUUGUGAAGGAAAGUAGAAUCUACCAGCACAUACCAUCUUCCAACCCUGUAAAUACUCUCUUGGGACUUUUCAUGCUUUGGUGGGGCUGGCUAGGUUUCAACUGUGGAAGCACAUUUGGAAUAAGCGGAGGCAAAUGGAAACUUGCUACAAGAGCGGCAGCAACAACAAUUCUCUCCUCGUGUGGCGGUGGAAUAACAGCCUUUAUAAUCAGCUAUGUGUUCCACAAGAGAAAAUACAUCAUUCCCCUAAUUGUAAAUGGAAUUCUUGGCUCUCUCGUAUCCGUCAGCGCAAUCUGCGCAGUGACAACGACAUGGGCAGCCGUAAUAAUAGGGUCUGUUGGCGCUAUUAUCGCCGCCUUGAGUGACUUCCUGUUGUUCAAGCUGAAGAUUGAUGAUCCAGUCGGAGCCAGCUCUGUCCACCUCUUUUGUUCUAUUUGGGGUCUUCUUUGUUGUGGUAUCUUUGCCCAGAAAGAUCAGAUUCAAGGGGAGUUCAAUUUCAACCAUGGCCUACUUUGGGGUGGAGGAUGGUACCUUCUCGGAGUGCAGACUCUGUCUGUCGUAACGAUCAUCUUGUGGUCAGCAGUGAUGUCCGUCAUCAUCCUCAAGGCCAUCGAUCUGACUAUCGGUCUCAGAGUCUCAACAGAGGAAGAGAUUGUUGGUGCCGACUUCUUUGAGCACAACAUCAUGCCCCCUGAUGGGGUAAUGCCAAUUCUUGCAAAGCACUUCAAGACCAAGCGGUCUUCGAACAAGAAUAAGGACGAGAGCAAUGACGAACAAGUCGUUGCUGAUGAGAAAUUAUGCUUCUGUUUCAUUAAGAAAAAGACCAUUGUAGCAAUACGACGAAAGAGAGGCACUCGUGAUAAGGAUGAGGACGAGACGAAAGAUGAUGACAUUCAUACGGAGAAGAAAGCGUUGGAUAUCUUAAGGAAACACGUAAAGAAGGGAGGGAAAGAAGAAGAAGAAGAAGAUGUUAUCAGUGAAAUCACACAAAGUGACACUGCAGCUGGUAUGCAAUUUACCAACUUUGGUUUUAUCAAAGAUGAGGAGGAGAAGAAAUGUGAUGAAACGGACCCAGUUGACGAUAUAAAAGGUGAUUGACAAGGUUUUUUUGGGUGUUUUUACUUUUAACCAAGUGUGCAUAUCACCAUAUGGGGCAAUAUUGUCGGUUGGUGCCCGUUAGUUAUAACUUUGUGCUGCCUUUCGUAACACGCCUUAGAUGCAACAAUAAUGCCAAGUGAGUCAGUGCGUUUGGUUUAAUGCUUCUUUGAAUAGGAUUUCAGUUAUAUCACGUGUGUGUGUGUGUGGCUUCUGUCGGAGCAAAGCCCGAAGGGAUACACGUCGAAGGACAUCUACACGUUUUCGCAAACCGCAAAUCAAGUAAACGACAACCCUCUCUUCUGCAACUGUCGAGGAACACUUACUGCACCUCAUGCCUUAACUUCAACAGUGUUUGUUCUGAUUGUGUGCAGUAUUUCUGAUUAUAAUUUUUCAAUUUGACGUUUACACGAGAUACGGCUUUUCCAUUGGACGAGAGGUUGGUCACAGGACCGCGAAAUUGAUGUUCAUAAGUGUAUGAACGACACAAUUUGACGUUCAAACGUUUUUCACGAGAGCGUGCUCUUGAAAUGACGACGAAUAGCACGAAUACGUACAGAAGAGUUCAUUCUGAUCAUUUUUACUAUACAUUGAGAAACGUCAAGGUUUGACUGCACGAUCGUUCACGAAUAUCCUCGCAACGACCCAUCCUAGUGAACAAAACGAAGAAAUACACAAUCCAAACUAUGUUAGUAUCGCCUCGAUCCGUCUCUAGGCUGGCAGUGACUGUCUACAGCUAUCUAUGACUUUACCUUAGCGUCUGUUUGACUCAUCAUUAAUCACUUUUAAAUGAUCGGUCAAUUGAUCAAUGUUGACUAAAACAUGUAACCGCCAUGGGUUCAUUAGCAACUUCCGAAAUCUCUCCCGUCACGUUUAUCGUGUCGGCCAUUUUGACGUCUUGUACUUAAUGUAAAUGUAUUAAGACGCGCUCAGUCAUUGUGAUUGAUAUACUGAAGUAGUUCUUAACAGACCUUUCUCAUCUGAUGGUGAUAUCAUUUGAAUACAUGUGUUGCGUAAGACGUUUCUGAAGAGCAAGUUGUGCCUCCAUACGCUCAUUUCACCACUAUUAUGAGGAACUAUUUUAUCCCGCGAUAUAGCUGGUUGUUGUAUGGCUGUCAGUGUAAACAUAAAGUCACACGUACUAAAUAAAAUUGUGUAUAGAUCUUGGCCUACAUCCUUUGAGGUAAGACAUUGUGAUAGCAAGCUCCGACGUUCAUACAGUUUAUUCCUCACUCUAUGAAGGUUCAUAUUCCAAUGAACUCACACAAAGUGAUCAUGAAAGUCAAUUAUUAAGUAUAAUGUCACGGGGUUAUUGUGGUUUGUACGGUAACUGAAUUAUUUGCUGCUGACUAUACAUGGAAUAUUUAUUAACUGAGGCCGUGAUAAUGCUUCCCUUUUUGCUCCGUGGAUCACCGCCGCUUCUCAUCCCAUGGCAUUCAUAAAUCAUUUAUAGCUGGACGUACAUUAUUAAGACUACGUGGUUUUCAUUCUGGAGAUUAUAAUAGAUAUUUACCUUUACUGGCAAACCCUUUGGUGCAAUGAUCGGUUACAACAGCUUUAUCAUACCACUCUAAGCUCCGUAAUAUUAAACCUCUAGAUUCAUGAUUAUUUAUUGUACAUAUUUCAUAUUUCGGAAUUUUGUGUUUUAAAGUGUUAUUAAGUUUUAUGUUCACAGGUUAAUACAUCAAUGAGCUAUUUUUGUCAUUUGUUUUGUGAAAGAUGUUUACAAUGUCGGCGAAUUAAUUCUUUGAUUCUAAGAAUCGCUUCACAGUCUCAGUUUCAAUGUAAACUAUUUGCAUGAUAUGCAUAGCAUACCUUUAUGUAAUUGUUAUCGACGAAAUAAAACUUUCCGUCA
This is a messenger RNA of Haliotis rufescens (red abalone), 3607 nucleotides long. RefSeq names its product putative ammonium transporter 3. Gene Ontology annotation, cellular component: membrane. Gene Ontology annotation, biological process: ammonium transmembrane transport; ammonium homeostasis. Gene Ontology annotation, molecular function: ammonium channel activity. The transcript has 9 exons. Lineage: Eukaryota; Metazoa; Mollusca; Gastropoda; Lepetellida; Haliotidae. The coding region runs from base 37 to 1755 and encodes 572 amino acids. The record is from RefSeq and is a predicted model, not a curated record.